AUGUUGGAUCCACUAUCAGGACUCAGUUCUGACCUGGCGGUGACCUCUGACCCCUGGAGGUCUAAAGAUUGCGAACCAGCAGAACAACAACAACAACAACAACAAACAGUCUCCAACAUGUCUCCAGUCAGAGCGUCGUUCUUCCUGCCGAGCUGCUGUGUCUUUAUCCUCCUCGUCGGGCCCUGCAGAGGUCAAGGAAGUGGCUGCAGCUGUAACAUCACCAAUAGCCGUUGUGACGAGUCCGGAGCCUGCAGGUGCGACCCUGGCUGGGACGGCGAGCGUUGUGACCGCUGCGUACCGACGCCCGGCUGUCUCCACGGUUCCUGUCAGCAGCCCUGGCAGUGUGGCUGUGAGCCAGGCUGGGGGGGGCGUUUCUGCGAUAAAGACCUGACGGUGUGCUUGGAGAAGUCGCCCUGUCAGAACGGAGGGGCCUGCGUAUUGGAGGACAGCGGCGACUACGCCUGUGUUUGUGCCGACGGGUUCCACGGCCGACACUGCCAACUGAAGACCGGGCCUUGUCACCUGAGGAGGUCUCCGUGUAAAAAUGGCGGCCUCUGUGAGGACGGCGACGGCUUCGCAGAGGACCUGUCGUGCCGCUGCCUAGCCGGCUUCACGGGUCGGCGCUGUGAAACCGACGUGGACGACUGCCUGAUGAGACCGUGUGCAAACGGUGCCACCUGCUCGGACGGCAUCAACCACUUCUCGUGCAUCUGUCCCGCCGGCUUCACCGGACGCUUUUGCACUGUCAACCUGGACGACUGCGCCAGCCGGCCCUGCCUCCACGCCGGCCGAUGCCUGGACCGCGCCGGGGGCUUCCAAUGCGUCUGCCGGCCCGGUUACACCGGAGCCACAUGCGAGAGUGGGCCGGGGAGCCUAGAGCCUGGGACCGUGCUAGGGAGGGAAGGGGGGGCAGACGGGGCUCUACCUCGCCUGACCGUCAGGGAUCAUGACGAGAGGACCGGCAGGAACGGCAGUCGUCAUGGCGACAGGCCCUUUAGGGUGACGGUGAACGAGCGCAGUGCCGCCGGCCUGUCAGAUAUCCAGCUCAUCGUCCUGCUGGUGUUGGCUGGCGUGACGCUGGCCGUGAUUGUGUUGACCGCCGCCCUCGUGCUGCACAGUCACUGCAGGGCCUGUGGCAGCGCCCCCUGCUGCCCGCUGACAUCAUCAUCAUUGUUAUCAUAGCGCCAAGCGCCGCAGGACGAGUCCAACUGUCACAUCAGCUUCCUGAAUGUAGCUGUACCAGAGAAUAAGAAGCUGAACGCUCUUAUAGGUUGCAGUGCGCUGAGAGCGGUUACUUUGACUCAAGUGACAUCACCCGAGGACGUUGAUCAGUGGUGAAAGAUCUCCAUCUUUAGAGUGACAAAAACAAAGAUAAGGACGAGAGUUACGAACUGUAAAUAUAUAUGUAUUUUGAUAUUGAUAUUGACAUAUACAUAUAUUCCAUAUAUAUAUAUACAGUAUAUGGACCUUACAGGAAGAUAGCAGGUCUUAUUCGGAUUAUACUUCCUGUUCUACUUGUUCUUAUUUAUUUAAACAUAUGAUCAUGCACUGUAAUUACUGUACAAAUCUGAGGUACCAGGACUUACGAAUUAGGUAUUUACAAGUUCUCCCAUACUUCACCUCGUCCACAUCUCAGAGGUAUCUGUUUUACUUUUACUGUACUUUGCCUUAGAGUUACAUAAAUUACUUUUUACUGUAAUACAUCAGAUAUUGACAUAUACAUAUAUUCCAUAUAUAUAUAUAUACAGUAUAUGGACCUUACAGGAAGAUAGCAGGUCUUAUUCGGAUUAUACUUCCUGUUCUACUUGUUCUUAUUUAUUUAAACAUAUGAUCAUGCACUGUAAUUACUGUACAAAUCUGAGGUACCAGGACUUACGAAUUAGGUAUUUACAAGUUCUCCCAUACUUCACCUCGUCCACAUCUCAGAGGUAUCUGUUUUACUUUUACUGUACUUUGCCUUAGAGUUACAUAAAUUACUUUUUACUGUAAUACAUCAGAUUAUUAAUCAACUCAGAAAUGUUUAUGUUUUAUUAAAUAUUAUUGAGUUAUUAUUGAGAGGGGCAGCACGGUGGUGUGGUGGUUGGCCUCACAGCAAGAAGGUCCUGGGUGCAACUCCACCCAGUGGCCUUCCUGUGUGGAGUCUGCAUGUUCUCCCCGUGUCUGCGUGGGUUCUCUCUGGUUCUCCGGCUUCCUCCAACAGUCCAAAGACCUGCUCUGGGGAUCCGGUUGAUUGGGAAGUCUAAAUUGCCUGUAGGUGUGUGGAUGUGAGUGUGAAUGGUUGUUUGUCUCUGUGUUGCCCUGCGAUUGGCUGGCGACCGAUCCAAGGUGAACCCUGUCUCUCGCCCAAAGUUAGCUGAGAUAGACUCCAGCUCCCCCCCCCCCCCCCCACGACCCUGAGUGCAGGAUAAGCGGUUUGAAGAUGGAUGGAUGGAUGAGUUAUGAGCUCCACUGUUAGAAUGCUGAACAUAUCUAUAAUAUAUAUCGUUCUGCAUUGUGAGUACUUUUGGUACUUUAAGGAUAUUUUGAUACUAAUACUGUGUAUCAUAAUUAUAUAUUGGUAAAUUCAUGACAUACAGGACUGUGUAUGUCAACAUGUCUCAGUGUUGGGUUGUGUUGUGGUUGUGUACCUGUCUCUCCUGUGUUGGUGUCAUUUAGUGUGAUGUUCUGCACUGAAAAGAAACAUUGUGCAACACAAGUGACUACAAUGACGACGUCUUCUGUACAUACAUGUAUUUUUAUGUAUGAUACAUGAAACACCAUGAAAUAUUUGAUCAUUUUAAUAUUUCACCAGAAACUGCUCUACAUCAAACCUCAAAGUAACUCCACUCCAUGUCUCCCCCUGGUGGUCUCUUACUGUCCAGCUACCGUGCCACAUCACCUGACUCUGUACCUGUCCUUGGUCACAUUCGCUCCCUCUCUGGCCCGCUCUGUCCUAUCAACCCUCCCUUCAACGGACUCCUUCUCUCUCAUGCAUCUUAACUCUACUUCCCCCCGUCUGGAUUCCAUCUGUCCUGUGACAUCACAACAGGUCCUCCAGUUGUCCCCGGCCCCGUGGUGGACUCAGUGAGAGCCACUAUGCGAGCAGCAGAAAGGAAUGACGUGAUGACGGCUCGCUUAUCAAUCUCUUCUUUCUCCAGUGAAAAGCUCAUUGUACCAAACAGAAAUCAAUCCUCAUUCUCUAACUCCCGAAAACUCUGCUCCAUCUUUUCAAGCCUCCUUGACCUCCCAGGCUCCUCCUCCCUCCACCUUCUACGAGACACUAUUUUACAAAAGAGAUUAUAGUCCUCCCUCCAAUCCAUCCACAUCCACAAAUGAACCAUCAUUUAUUGAUAUGUGCAUUGAAAUGUAUUUGUAAAUCCUUCUGUGUGCAUUUUCAAUUAUCCAGACUGAUCUGACGCCAUAUUUUUGGGCUUGAUUGACAGAUUGAGUAUUGUCUUUAUGCAGUGUUUUCUGAUGACAUCGCCUAAAAGAGUGUAAAUGAGGUAAAUAAAAUCGGUCCAAGCACAGAAUCUUCAGAGUUGGCUAAUUAGCUUGAUAGUUAAAACAUUUUUAUU
This is a messenger RNA of Pungitius pungitius (ninespine stickleback), 3554 nucleotides long. It is a transcript of the gene dlk2, whose product is annotated as delta-like 2 homolog (Drosophila). The transcript has 7 exons. Gene Ontology annotation, molecular function: calcium ion binding. The record is from RefSeq and is a predicted model, not a curated record. The coding region runs from base 1 to 1182 and encodes 393 amino acids. NCBI's taxonomy places the organism in Eukaryota, Metazoa, Chordata, Actinopteri, Perciformes, Gasterosteidae.